This is a messenger RNA of Zophobas morio, 2485 nucleotides long. RefSeq names its product STE20/SPS1-related proline-alanine-rich protein kinase-like. The record is from RefSeq and is a predicted model, not a curated record. Gene Ontology annotation, molecular function: ATP binding; protein serine/threonine kinase activator activity; protein serine/threonine kinase activity. The transcript is spliced from 17 exons. Gene Ontology annotation, biological process: protein export from nucleus; protein phosphorylation; activation of protein kinase activity. Bases 58 to 1425 code for a protein of 455 amino acids. Gene Ontology annotation, cellular component: serine/threonine protein kinase complex. Lineage: Eukaryota; Metazoa; Arthropoda; Insecta; Coleoptera; Tenebrionidae.
UAUCAUAUAAUUUGAAUUUUUACUAUCACGAAAUUUAUACUUUAUAUACAUAAAAAAAUGCUUCUAAAAGCAAGUGGAAAGGAUAAACAAAAUUAUCCUUCAAUCGGCUCAUACUCUAAUAAUAUCGACGAUUAUGAAUUAGUAGGAGAAAUUGGACGAGGCGCCACUGCAAUUGUGUAUAUAGCAAGAUAUAAACCGUUUAAUUCUACUGUUGCCGUUAAAAUCGUUAAUUUAGAAGGUUAUGAAAAUAAUAUUAAAGAAGUUCAGAACGAAAUUGCGGUUAUGAUUCGCUGCUCGCAUCCAAACGUCGUUCAGUAUUAUUCUUCUUUUUUGGAUGAUAUGGAGUUGUGGUUAGUCAUGAGAUUAUUAGAUGGAGGCUCUGUACUAGACAUUAUGAACUUUUCGGAAAGAAAUGGUAUUGAAGAAGUCGCAAUGGCAACCAUCCUUAAAGAGGUUUUAAAGGCUUUGAGCUAUUUUCAUGCUAACGGACACAUUCACAGAGAUGUCAAAGCCGGAAAUAUACUCAUCGACACUGACGGUACCGUACAGCUCGCGGAUUUUGGUGUCAGCUCGUGCCUUUCGCUUCCGAACGAGACUAGAAAAACUUUUGCAGGGACACCCUGCUGGAUGGCUCCCGAAGUAAUAGAGCAGACUACAGGAUACAACCACAAGGCAGACAUAUGGAGUUUCGGCAUCACCGCCAUUGAACUCGCCACUGGCCGGGCGCCUUACUCCCAUUUGCCUGCCGCCAAGGUGAUGAUUGCGGUUCUGAACAACCCGUCGCCCACAUUGGAGGUCAAAGGCUCUUCGGGCUAUUCGAAAUCCUUUAAAAAGAUGAUAGACGAGUGUCUUCGGAAGGAUCCUACAAAGAGACCCACAGCUGAUGAGCUUCUAAAGCACGACUUUUUUAAAAAAGCUAAAGGUCCGGACUACAUAGUACAGAGCCUGAUAUCCAAACUUCCUCCAUUGUCCGAGCGGCGGAAGAGUAAAGGUCUUUCGGCAAUUGGAAGAAACGGUGUAAGCAAAACCAUUAGCGAAGAAGAGGCUGGGUGGGACUACGACACUUCCACGCUGGUCGCCUCCGCUCCUCCGCGGUCGGGCACGUUAAAUCUGAAACUUCGCACCAGAAGCAAAUCGGGCGUUCUUAAUGAUAUCCGCUUUCCUUUCAAACUUGAAAGUGACACACCGAAAGCUGUGGCAGCUGAACUUGUAGAGCACGGCCUCGUGGCUGAGGAAGACGAGGCUGCGGUGUGCUCGUCGUUGCAGUUUUUUAUUAAGCACCCCCAUCCAAUGGUGUUUGAGGUCAAGAAAAGUAAUGAAGCAGUGGCGGAUAAGAAGGCGUUGAUUGGUUUUGCUGCGCUUUCAAUCGACCAUUGUUCACUCGUGGAAAAAGAUUUACUCUUAAUCCUUUUUGCAUUAUCGUAAAUGCAAGCUCGUUGUUAUCCCUCCAUCGUGAUCUCUAAUUUAAUAUGGCUUGCAAUUUUUAUAGCCUAUUACUUGGAAAAUUUUUGUGUAGUUAUAACAGAGGGCUACGCAAAUUUUUAACAUGCGUGCCAUUGCCCUCUUGAAGGAAUUUAAUUUAUUCGCGAUAGGUAACUUCAGGUUAUAACUUCUUCCUGCGAAUUAAAAAAUCUAUGACAAUUGUUUAAGAGACGUCUUAAAUGAUUUAGAGGUUAGCAAGGUUAAAGGUGAUGGCAAUAGCUUGAAUGAGGCUGACAUAUCCAUAUUCAGGAAAGUUUUUUUUAAUAUUGUUAAAGAACGAAUAAAUCCCAAAAUUUAUAGUGCUACUUUUUAAAUAACUGGCAAAAAGUUACUUGAGUUUCAAUAACUGAAUUGUUUGAAGCCAAAGAUUCGAUAUUAAUAUGAAGUAGUUAUUAUUUAAGCCACCAGCCGCGGUCACGAGAGACAAUUGGGCGCGUUUUUCAUUUGUUCAUGACGGAGAAAUAGAGGAAGUGCGAAUUAAAUUAAAAUUCAAAAUUAACUCGUCAUAUAAAAUAAAACACAAUUAAUAUUCCUAAAUUUAGAUAACCCACGGCAGGCGAAACCUUUAACUCAGAACGUAUAACCUACCUGGAGGAAGUGUAAAAAAAGUAAUCUAAAAUGUGUGAAAGAAAUUAAACGUUCGACGCCACGAGCGGUCGAAGCGCUGGACAAAGUCACAUCGGAUGACCUGCCCGUCCUGCUCUAUGUGAGUGAAGGCAAGAUUAUAGCAAGGCCCAGGUCUUGCAAAUUCUUAGAGUGGACAAUUUUACAGCUACAGUUAAAGCGUCAAAAUACAAAAUCCGUCCCGUUUGACUGAGCGGCAUCUUCUCCUCAUGCCGCCGUAAAGACCUCGUGUCAAUAUCGUGUAUCGCUCUGUUCGUAAAUGGGACCAUUUAAUAAAUCUGAUUCGUCAAAGCCGGAGGAUGAGAUGCUUUGGCCGCUGCUUCGCUAAGUUUUAACGACAAACUGAUAUCAUUUCCUCUUGUAGAUAUAUCAGGGAAGG